Messenger RNA from Corvus hawaiiensis (hawaiian crow), 3044 nucleotides. It is a transcript of the gene SMIM33, whose product is annotated as small integral membrane protein 33. Lineage: Eukaryota; Metazoa; Chordata; Aves; Passeriformes; Corvidae. The record is from RefSeq and is a predicted model, not a curated record. The transcript is spliced from 2 exons. Bases 1221 to 1631 code for a protein of 136 amino acids.
UUAUGCAGUAGAUUAAGGUUUUACUGAAUCCUGAAAUGAGUGCAAAUACCCAGAAGCUCUCACACACAGUUAAAUCUCUUCUGGAUGCUCGGCUGGGUGGUGGAAAAGGCAUUUCCCACCCUGUCCUCCCCACGUGUGGGAAGGACAGAGCCCAAAUAUUCACCCCAGCCUGUCUGCUGAGAGCCUGCAGGUAAGAGCAGUGGUGCUGUGGGGUGGAAGGGUGGGAAGAUGUGCUUUGUAAGGGCUAAAACUCCGGGGCAUCCAUGUUUUCCGCUCUGAGAUGUGCUCAAGGUCACUCCCAGUGGCAGAGGGUGUGACACACGGCAUCCCCGGGCCAGGCCGAUGUACCUGUGUGCCUGGAGGGCAUCCCUGCAGCCUUGUGCCACGGCCGGCGGGUGAGGGGAGGGAUGUGCCAGCCCUGACCUGGCACUGCCUCCUGCCCGCGACCCCCGGCAGGUCACGCAAUCAUUUAGGUUGGAAAAGCCUCCAAAAUCAUCGAGUCCAACCAUUGGGCUGGAGGCCCAAAGCAUCCGGAGCUCCCCAUGGACUCACCCCGCAGCCGUGCUGGCAAAUGGGACCCCCGGCAGGGACAAUCAUCCCCGGGCUGUGCCACCCCUCGGGACGGGGCCCUUCCAGCCCGGAGCACGGCCUGGGCUCACCGUGCCGGGCUCUGCAAAGAGCCCACGGGCAGAGCGGGGAUUUUUUACAGCCGUUCCUUCGCCGCAGGACAUUUUCACGCCCCGCCGGUGGCAGGAGGGAGGUUUCCUGCAGCCGAAGGGGGGAGGGUGCUUGUCCCCAGACAAAAGGGCCCUUGUCCCGCAGCGGGGGACAGGAGGGUCGCGGGGCGCGGGCAGGGGCGGCAGCGCUGAUGUGGCAGCGGGCAGGGCCGGGGUUGAGCCGGGGGAUGUGCCCGCGGGAUGAGCCGGCGCUUCCUCGUGUGCCCGGGGGAGCCCCGGCGGCUGCGGGGCCGGGCCGUGACGUGGCAGCUUCCGAGGUGAGUCUGGCUGCACCUUCACCGGGGAACCAGCCCGCAGCUCGCCCUGCUCGCCCCGCCGGCAGCUCCCAGCCCCGCCGCUGGAGACGAUGAUUCUAAGGCAGCAAGGACGCCCAGCUGCGAGUGCAGGCGGGAGCUGCGGGCUCGAGGCCGGGAGAUAGGGACAGGGACGGGCUGGCUCGGUGGUCACUCCCCGUGUCCCUGUCCCAGGUGACCCCGCUGAGCCAUGAACGCCUCGCUGCCCGGCAGCCAGCUGAGACAGCCCGAGCCGCAGGACGUGGCCGCCUUCACCCCCGUCUCCAUCGUCAAGAGCGUGACCAAGAGAUCGGACGCGCUGCCCGUGAUCUCGGUGAUCGUCGCCCUCUUCGUGCUGCUGGCCGUGUUCAUCAUCCUGGUGGUGCACUACGGGCCCCAGCUGCGCACGGUGCAGAUCACCCUGUACCACGAGCCCAUGCCCCAGCACAUGGACAACGGCGUGCUCCUCACGGACUGGAGGCAGCUGGAUUCCCACAGGAAGCUGCCGGGCUGGGAUCUGCCCGGCAUAGACUCGGCUGGCGUGAGCUGCCACUGCUCCUGCAACCAUCACCUUCCCCAUGGGAGUGCUGAGCCCAAUGUCAUCGAGAUCACCUACCUGUGACACGGCCCUGGGCACCUGGGCAGGGCUCAAGGGACAUGUCCCACUGGAAAAGUAGUGGCUGGGAUGUUCGUGUAUCCCGGGACUCAGCGCUGCCCUCACAGGGACCUGCAUCUCCCCAGGAGGUGGCUGGCCCCAGGAAUGCUCAGCCAGGAGCUUCAGUGACCCAUCACCGGCCCCCAACGUCCAGCCCAAGGGUCCCGCCGUCCCCAGGCAGGAGCUGGGUCCCAGCCCGAGCUCAGCCUACGUGGGACAGCUUUAGCAUCUCUUCUGGUUUUACCUGCCCUGGUUUUACCUGUCCCACGCUGCCUGGGAGUGGCCAGCAGAGCUGCCUUGGUCCUUGCCCCAGCUGGGGAGCUCUGGGGCUGUGCUCGGGCCCUUGGCAGCAGCUGGAAGUUGCAUCACCCGGAAUUGUUUUCCAAUGAAAGAUGUUUCCACAUGCAGUGUCCUCAUUACACUGUUGAUACGGCACAGAGAAUUCUCCAGCCGCUCUUUGCCUCAUGCCACAGCCCCUUUUCCCCCGCUGGGGGCUGGAACAUCGUCCUGUCCCUGCCAGCCCCCUCAGCCCCUCUGGCAAACAGCCAGAGGAGGGGAGAGCAGAGGAGGCAGCUCCUGAUUCCGUGUUGGCUGGAGCCAGUGACAGGGGACAACGUGUCCUGUCCCCAGUGGAGGUGGGUGAGAGAAGAGCGGUGACACAGCACAGGCAAGAGAGGUGAUAAUGACACAUCACAGCUGGCUGAACAUCUGGAUGGGUUGGCACCAGAGGGGAAGCUCACGUGACUCUGGGCAGAGCCUGCAGCUCUCUGUGCAAGGGGAUGGGGAGACCUGAGGUCACCCUCACUGUGGCCACCUCUCUGUCCCCAUCCCUGGCUGCUGUCCCAAGGAGCGCUGGUGGCGGUGGCACCUGCACUGGGGUGGUGUUGAGGUGGCACAGAGGGAGCAGGAGAGGUGAAACCUCCUGAGCUCCGCAGGCUCCUGGGGGUGUCAGACCGUGGUCCCUGUCCAGCCCUGGGCUCUCAGCUGCUGGAGGCACUGGGAUCCCUUCAGUCCCAGUUUCUCCUCCCGUGGUGGAAGCAGGACCUCGGUGUGUGCCGUGCCUGGGGCCGGAGCAGCCUCUGGGAUCCCCCACAAGGAUUUAUUCUGAUGGACAGUCCUAGAAUACAGCUCCCACCUCUCCCACUCUGGAAAAGCUGGGUCUGUGUCUGCCCUCAGAUCCCUGGCACAGAUCCCUGUGGGCACAGCCGGACAAGAGAUGGGCUUUACCUGUUCCUCCAGGUUCUGGGGGUAUUCCCAACAUAGCAGAUGCUCCAGGAUCCCUCCUCUCACUUAUUUCCAGCCCCUUUCUUGCUUUAAGGCUGGGUAGUGGUUGGACUUGCUGGAAACCUUUUGUCUCCACAAUAAACAUAAUUUAUAUUA